This is a messenger RNA of Gadus chalcogrammus (walleye pollock), 494 nucleotides long. RefSeq names its product calcium/calmodulin dependent protein kinase II inhibitor 1 (gene camk2n1). Gene Ontology annotation, molecular function: calcium-dependent protein kinase inhibitor activity; protein kinase binding. Gene Ontology annotation, biological process: negative regulation of protein kinase activity. NCBI's taxonomy places the organism in Eukaryota, Metazoa, Chordata, Actinopteri, Gadiformes, Gadidae. Bases 261 to 494 code for a protein of 77 amino acids. The transcript has 2 exons. The record is from RefSeq and is a predicted model, not a curated record.
CAUUAUUGAAUGAUGUUGCCGAGGCUUUCCAAUCGGUGAGACUGAGGACAUUUUUUAUUCGAUCGUUGAUUGUUUUAGGUGGCGCACCGACCGACGGGGACACGUGCCGCCUUCGAGGUAAACACACAGGGCUCCGUCGCCUCUGCUCGUGUCGUGUCGUGUUUUCUUUGUUUUUUGUCAUCGCCAAACGCCACACAUUUUGAUCAUCGAGCUAUUCGUUUUCCUUUUGCGCUUCGGUGAUACCCAGACGCCUAUUGGAAAUGUCGGAAGUGCUGCCUUUCAACGAGGAGAAAAUGAGUCAUUAUGGAAACGAAGGCGAAGAGGGACACCUUUCCUUCACCUGUCGUCUCCAAGACACCAACAACUUCUUCAACGGGCCACAGAAUAAACGCCCUCCGAAACUCGGACAGAUAGGCAGGAGCAAACGGGUUGACGAAAACGAUGACGGAGAGGCCCAGAAAAACGGAACAGAGAAGACCCCCACGGAGGCUUAA